Salvia hispanica is the source of this 1176-nucleotide messenger RNA. Its product is annotated as F-box protein SKIP19-like. The record is from RefSeq and is a predicted model, not a curated record. NCBI's taxonomy places the organism in Eukaryota, Viridiplantae, Streptophyta, Magnoliopsida, Lamiales, Lamiaceae. Gene Ontology annotation, molecular function: protein binding.
AUGUUGAACAAGGGAAAGAAAUCGAGCGAGCUUACGAUCCAAACCGAACCUCGAAUUCCCACGGUGGCUGCCCCAUCCGCGCCUCCGCUUCCAUUGUCACCGCCAUGGAUCGAACUGCCGGAUGAAUUGACUGCGAAUAUCCUGCAAAGGUUGGAUGUUGAAGUGAUUUUGUUGAUUGCGCAGAAUGUGUGCGCCACAUGGUGGAAUGUCUGCAAGCAUCCCUCCAUGUGGCGCGUUAUUGAUUUUUAUCGUGCACGUUGCACGGGCUACAAUUCCGAUAAAAUUGGGCGUUGUGCAGUGGAUCGUAGCCACGGACAAUUGCUCCACCUAAAGCUUUCCGGUUUUCGAGUGGAUGACUUGCUAACCUACGCUGCUCACCGAUCAAGUCAGCUACGAAGCCUUACACUUGAUGUGUAUCGUGUAUCAGAAACUGUUUUGACUGAGGCGAUAGAAAACUUUACACAAUUGGAAGAGUUGCAUCUUUCGAUGAUGCCAAGUCUCAAUCCGCAAGAUUUUGAAAGCAUUUGCAUCUCUUGCUGCAAGUUGAAGUCAUUCACAUUUAGCAACCAUUUGGGAGAUGCUCAUCCCGCAGAAUUUUCAGAGCAUGCAGUAGCCAUUGGAGAAAACAUGCCUAACUUGUGCCAUCUCCGACUUGUUAAACUUCAGAUUGAAAAUAAGGGACUGGAAGCGAUUCUCGAUGGCUGCACCAGCCUAGAAUCACUUCAUCUUCAGAAAUGCUCCGGUCUUGAUCUACAAGUCGGUCUAGGCAAAAGAAGUUCUGACCAAAUAAAAGAUCUGAUUCUCGAUAUCAAGCCUUCUCAAUCUGAACGUGAUCAGGUGGAUUAUGAUUGGUAUGACGACAAUGAAUCAACAGCUUCUGACUCUGAUGAUAAUGGCUAUGAAUAUGAUCCUGAUUUUUACUAGGAUUGAAGAUUUUGGUGGUGGUUACUAUUUGUUUUGAAAAUGCUAAGACUUUGAUUCUUCACUUUUAUGUUAGGUUGGUGAAGGAUGAUGCUACUUUGUUUUUUUUUUACAUUGGUUUGGUUGGCACCGUAUUUGGAGUUUGGUUUUUCAGCAGUUUACAUCUAUCUCAACUCGAUCGUCUCUGUGAAUAUUCAAGGUGUUUGAUUUCGAUUGCUACGAUUUGUGAAUUUCAUUUAUGGAUAUUCAAUUGUC